AUGGUUGACUCACCUUCUUUGCUACUUCGCCCCUCUUUAGGCCAGUCCCCCGCCGUGGGCGCCCUGUAUAAUGCCCACGCUGACAGGAUCCUUGAUCAAUCUGUCUUCAUUGACCCACCAUCCGUAGAGGUUGUUACCACCAAACCCAAUCCCUCCGCUCGUUAUGAGCUGGCCCAAAUGGGUUCCACGGAGCAAAAGUUCUCGAAGCUUGGUGUUGGAGAUGAACUUGCGGUCAGUUUCCUGUGCGAUCUGGUGACAGUUGGGGGCAGUGGGAAGUGGCUUCAACAGGCCGAAUCAAGUGUGCAGGAGCGUGAGGCGUCAGUCUUAUGCAUUUCAACAAUAAACCGUCAAUACAUUGAUUGGAACAGCACCAACAACAACCAGGACGAAUUACGGAGUCUUAUCGACAUAACUGCCAUGCAAGAUGAAGAUGCGACCCACGUUGUCUGCGGCAUCCACUGGGGAGCCCGGACUGUCAUAACAACCAUCGCAAGAACAGGAGACAAGAACGAUGAGCGUCUGCAGUCUAUCCUGGAUUCUAUUGGGAAUGUUUACAUUACAGGAGCGGUUAAAGACCUAGACAAAGAGCUCGGGGCCUUCGCCAUUACUCUUGAUUUCAAGAUCCACGCUGACCUAUUUCCUGCUGGACCCAUUCCGACGACGUACAGUGGCGUGUGUCAAUACUUGAGCAAAGUGCCCCAGGCGAUCAAGAAGUUCGCUGGGGGCAAAGGUCGAUGCCUUGCCUAUGAGCUUGUGCCUAUUGCGGAGUUUGCACAGAGACUCCAGCUCGACUUUAAACUAUCAUCAACGCAGCUGUGCAUACCCGUGGAGCCCGACUGCCUGAGAGAAGUUAUCAGCCUCUUCGCGGCAUUUACUGUCUCGAAGCAGAGGCUUCACGAUUGCCUGGAGAAUCUGACGCGUCACCUAUUCUGCAUUCCCGCUGAGCAUCUUGACCGCGUCAAGAAACAGGUCAAGUCCGCUGGGGAGGGUGAAUGUGCCAUCAAGGCCAAGCUGGCGCAAAAGGUCAAAGAAGCCCGUCAAGACGGCGAUAGUAGUAGGAGUACGGAGCUGCGCGAUGCACUGACAGAGCUACGGGAUUCUCCUGACAGCCCCGAGCGGAUAGCUGAGAUUGUCGGCCUGUACGACGAGAAGAUGCAGUUUGCUGAUGAGAUAGUUGCCGCUGGUGCUCGAUAUGGCAGUGUUAAGGAGGCCAUUAUGGCCAGCUUGACCACCCAGGAACGAUCCCAGGACCUGUACAUUCUGCAUUAUAGCAAAGCGGCGCUGGUUCACCCUGACUGGGAAGCCACUAGGCUCAAGCUUAAGGACCUCCUUUCAGUGACGAAAACCACCACACAGUCGGUAGUGAUGGUGAUCGACUACGACAUGCACACCAACGGUGCCACCCUCGAAGCUCCGCGGAUUCAGCACGAACGCCAAGGUCAGGUCACCAGGGUUGAUAUGGUAUCUGACGCACAGGAGCUCGCCGGUACCUUUUUGCUGCGUUACAGGCCGGACAAAUGGAUCAAACCUGACCCAUCAGUCAGAAUCCCGUUCGCCGAACGAUUGCUGGUUACCAUCCCCUGCCCGUGGCCAGCAUGCCCGCAGAAUGCACCCCGAGAUUGGAUCUGCCCUGUUUGUGAGGAGAGGGUUUAUUUCUGGCCCGUGGAUAAGUACCUCCACUGCCAAUGUGGCGAGUAUCACCCGGCCAAUGCUCAGUUCCAGUGUCAACUAGCCAGCCACGGGCCACAGUAUUUUACUCCUAGCAACAGUACCGUGCUGACUGGCCUUCUUCAAGCCUGUCACGCGGCACCGCAGUAUAAUAUCCUCAUUCUGAGUGAGAUUGGCGUGGGCAAGUCCACCUUCAUUAACUCAUUAAUCAACUACCUGCAGUUCGACUCUCUCGACGAUGCGAUGAAGGAUGAGGGUGAGCUGCGUUCCGUGGAGUACCUGUCCUACGGUGGCCAGUCGGCGACGCAGCAACCCGUCAAGUACCAGUUCAACCUUAAUGGCAAGAUUAUUCAAUUGAUUGACACCCCGGGGAUUGGAGAUGUCCGGGGCCUUGAUAAGGACUACGAGAACUUCCAGAAUAUCCUCAAGACGCUCGAGUCCGUAGACAAGCUGAGCACGAUCCUGUUCCUAAUGAAGCCCAACAGUGCGCGGCCGUCAAGCGCAUUCGACUUCUGCCAUACAGAGCUCCUAUCACAUCUACACAAGGACAGUAGCCGCAACAUCGUCUUCGGCUUCACCAACUCCCGGAGCGCCAACUACUCACCGGGCGAGACCCGGGCACCACUAGAGCGGCUGCUCAAGAAGGGCAACACAGACAUCCCGCUCCCACUCGACUCUAAUAAGCUCUUCUUCUUUGACUCGGAGAGCUUCCUCUUCCUGGCCGCAUACAAACUCUUGGGUCAGGAGAGGAGUGGCAAGAGCGAUUGUGUGGCCAGUUGGGAGAAGUCGGCGCAGGAAGCGCAUCGGCUGAUCGCCACUACCUUCAAGAUCCCGGCGCAACAGGUGAAUAUGACUCUCCGUCUCAACCGCACGAGGCAGCUCAUCACCAGUAUGACAGUUCCGACAGGAACGACCCCAGAAGCUACUCCGACGAAGGAGGAACAGGCAGAGCUAGAACAUGAAGACAAAGAGAUCAGGGAGGCGCUAGCGACGUUUGGGGCUUAUCUAAACAACAGUGCCAUGGUGGCCUACAAUGACGCCACCAUCAGGUAUCUGGACUACAUGAUCAGCCAGGCGGCCCACCAGGCUCAAGUCGAGAAGAAGGCCCAGCUGGAGGCACAAAAGGCUGUCAACCAGGCAGAAGUCACUCGGAUCAGGCAAGCGAUUGAAAGCAAGACAGAAUCCCUACCGACGGAAGACAAUAUCGAUGCCAUUGUUGCUGGAUUGAAGAAGCUACUGCACUUUGGCCCAACCGUGGAUACGGUCAUGGGGCCAGGGUCGGUUUUUCUCACAGAGCGGAAGCCUAUGGAGAUUGAGAUAAGAAGAGUUUCAGGGGAAAAAAAGAGAAACCAGUUGUCACUUUAG
Molecule: messenger RNA, 3033 nt
Organism: Trichoderma virens Gv29-8
Lineage: Eukaryota; Fungi; Ascomycota; Sordariomycetes; Hypocreales; Hypocreaceae
Exons: 2
Coding region: 1-3033 (1010 amino acids)
Molecular function (GO): GTP binding
Source: RefSeq, a predicted model, not a curated record